AAGUCUGAGGUCUACACAGGUCAAUCAGUCCUGUUGGAUGCAAAUGAUCUGGACUCCAUAUUUAAGCUUCUUGAGGAGAACAUUAACAUGUUUGUGAAGCAUGAGCUCAAGAGACUACAGAGGAUUUUAAGUCGCUACCCAGGUGAGAAAGAUGAGGAUGAGAAGAUAGCUGAUGCUGAAGAUGAAGAGCAGAGGAGAAGCUGCCAAGAGGCAUUUCUGAAGAUCACCCUGAACUUCCUGAGGAAAAUGAAGCAGGAGGAGCUGGCUGACUCUCUGCAGAGCACUUCUGCUGACAUAAGCCAGGAAACACACAAAUCUACUCUGAAGGAGAAGUUCCAGUGUGUGUUUGAGGGAAUUGCUAAAGCAGGAAACCCACCCCUUCUGAAUCAGAUCUACACAGAGCUCUACAUCACAGAGGGAGGGGCUGGAGAGGUCAAUGAGGAACAUGAGGUCAGACAGAUUGAAACAACAUCCAGGAAACCAGACAGACUAGAAACAACCAUCAGACAUGAAGACAUCUUUAAACCCCCACCUGAAAGAGAUGGACCAAUCAGAAGAGUGAUGACAAAGGGAGUGGCUGGCAUUGGGAAAACAGUAUUAACCCAGAAGUUCACCCUGGACUGGGCUGAAGGCAAAUCCAACCAGGACAUCAUUAUCUUUGCCGGUCGGGCCGAGUGUCGUCUUCCUCUGUACUUCUACGGCACCGAGGUCCUGACUAAUGUCACAGAGUCUGCCUCAGUGGAUGUGCUGCUGACAAACCUCAUCAGGGGGAACUUGCUUCCCUCUGCUCGCCUCUGGAUAACCACAAGACCUGCAGCAGCCAAUCAGAUCCCUCCUGAGUGUGUGGACAUGGUGACAGAGGUCAGAGGGUUCACUGACCCACAGAAGGAGGUGUACUUCAGGAAGAGGUUCACUGAUGAGAAGCAGGCCAGAAAGAUCAUCUCCCACAUCAAGAGCUCCCGAAGCCUCCACAUCAUGUGCCACAUCCCAGUUUUCUGCUGGAUCACUGCUACAGUUCUGGAGGCUGUGUUGGAAACCGGAGGGGAAGAAGAGUUGCCCAAGACAUUGACUGAGAUGUACAUCCACUUCCUGGUGGUUCAGCUAAAACUGAGCAAUACCAAGUAUCAUGGAAGGUCUGAGACAGAUCCACACUGGAGUCCAGAGAACAUGAAGAUGAUAAAGUCUCUGGGAAAACUGGCUUUUGAGCAGCUGCAGAAAGGCAACCUGAUCUUCUAUGAGUCAGACCUGACAGAGUGUGGCAUUGAUAUCACAGCAGCCUCCGUGUACUCAGGAGUGUUCACACAGAUCUUCAUAGAAGAGAGAGGGAUGUACCAGGACCGGGUGUUCUGCUUCAUUCAUCUGACUGUUCAGGAGUUUCUGGCUGCUCUUCAUGCCCAUCUGACCUUCACCUCCUCUGGAGUCAGUCUGCUCCCGAAACAAUCAACCUGGUUGUUUAAGCUGUUUCAAGACAAACCUGAGCUUGCACAUUUCUACCAGACAGCUGUAGACAAGGCCUUACAGAGUCCAAAUGGACACCUGGACUUGUUCCUCCGCUUCCUUGUGGGUCUCUCACUGCAGACCAACCAGCGUCUUCUACAAGUCCUGCUUCCAUCUAACAAAAGUAUCUCUCAGACCAAUGAAGAAACAAUCCAGUACAUCAGAGAGAAGAUUGGUGAGAAUCCAUCUCCAGAGAAAAGCAUCAACCUGUUCCACUGCCUGAAUGAGCUGAACGAUCACUCUUUAGUUGAGAAGAUCCAGCUGUCUAUUAGAUCAGGAUGUUUCUCCACACACAGACUCUCCCCGGCCCAAUGGUCAGCUCUGGUCUUCAUCUUACUGUCAUCAGACAAAGAUCUGGACAUGUUUGACCUGAAAAAAUACUCUGCUUCAGAGGAGGCUCUUCUGAGGCUGCUGCCUGUGGUCAAAGCCUCCAACAAAGCUCUGCUGAGUGACUGUAACCUGUCAGAGAGAAGCUGUGAAGCUCUGGCCUCAGUUCUCAGUAGCCAGUCAUCCUGUCUGAGAGACCUGGACCUGAGUAACAACAAUCUGCAGGACUUGGGAGUGAAGCUCCUGUCAAGUGGACUGGCGAGUCCACAUUGUAGACUGGAGAAUCUCAGGUUGUCAGGCUGUCUGGUCACAGAGAAAGGCUGUGAUUCUCUGGCCUCAGCCCUGAGCUCCAACCCCUCCUACCUGAGAGAGCUGGACCUGAGCUACAAUCAUCCAGGAGCCUCAGGAGUGGAGCUGCUGUCGGCUCGGCUGGAGGAUCCACGGUGUAAACUGGACACUCUCAGUGUGGACAACAGUGGAGCCUGCAGGCUGAAGCCAGGUCCGAGGAAGUAUUUCUGUGAACUCACACUGGACUCAAACACAGCGCACAGAAAACUCAGACUGUCUGACAACAACAGGAAGGUGAUGGCAGUGGAGGAGGACGAGCCAUAUCCUGAUGAUUCAUCAAGAUUUCACCACUGGGGACAGGUUCUGUGCACAACUGGUCUCACUGGUCACAGUUACUGGGAGGUCAGUUGGGAUGGGUGGAUUGAUAUAGGUGUGACUUACAGGCAAAUCAAAAGGAGAGGAGAUGGUGUGGACUGCAGGCUUGGAGCAAACGAUCAGUCCUGGGUCUUAGACUGCUCUGACGGUGGUUUCAUUGCUUGCCACAAGAACAGUGGCACAACUGUACAUGCUGUAGCCUCCCCUUUGCCCGUCAGAGUUGGAGUGUAUCUGGAUUGGCCUGCUGGUACUCUGUCCUUCUACAGAGUCUGUUCUGACACACUGAUGCACCUCCAUACCUUCAGCACCACAUUCACUGAGCCUCUCUACCCUGCGUUCAGGAUCAGGUGUGACUCCUCACUGUCCCUCUGUCACCUGUAAGAGCGAGCACUAGCUGCUGAGCAGAACGGCUGCUACUGA
This is a messenger RNA of Monopterus albus (swamp eel), 2907 nucleotides long. RefSeq names its product protein NLRC3-like. Lineage: Eukaryota; Metazoa; Chordata; Actinopteri; Synbranchiformes; Synbranchidae. Gene Ontology annotation, molecular function: protein binding. The record is from RefSeq and is a predicted model, not a curated record.